GGGAACAACGUGAAUGACCUUGCAAAGGUAUCUAGUCCACUGGGGGCAGGAUUAGCAAGCCUGAAACCACUACAAACAUUUAACGUCUUUUCUGUGCAUUCCUCCGGAAGCUGCUCUCUCCUCUUGCACCCGUCUCGCCGUCUCCUCUCGGCUCGCUCAGACAUACAAAGCCCAACCCGCCCAUCUCUUCUUUGCAAACCCAGAGAACUUCAGUCCCCAUGUUGAAAGUCGUCGGUGGCGGUGGCGGUCAGGACUGGGCAUGCUCAGUAGCGGGGACAGGUCUGGGAAGCGAGGAAGCAGCGUUUGAAGUCCAGCAGCCGGGGGAUCUGGAGGAGGCGGGCUGCAGGGGCCCCAGCUGGGGGUGCGCUGGGAUCCUGGAUCCCGCGCCCAGGGUGGGCAUGCUUCAGGCGGGCGCAGCAGAGCCCGCGCGAGAGGGACAGGACGUGGAGGAGCUGGGGGAGCGGGUGGGAGGAGGGGAGGAGCGCCCGGCUCACCAUCCCCCGGCGCCGACUCUGCAGCUGCCGAAUCGGAAGCCGCAGGGAGGAUCCGGGGAAAUAAAGACGUCCGAGAAUGACCUCCAGCGAGGCCGCCUGAGGCGGGGCGCGCGCUCUGCCCCACCAGCCUCCGGCAUGGGCGACCACAGCCGACAGCCAGAGUGCUCGGCCCCAGACGUCCCGGGGGCCCCCGCAGGCACCGGAGCCGCUGCGGUGAACGGGCUGCUGCACAACGGCUUCCACCCACCGCCGGUCCAGCAGCCGCCGCGCCUCUGCAGCCGGGGCCCUGCGGGCGGCAGCGACGCUGCGCCCCCGCGCCUGCCGCUCCUGCCGGAGCUCCAGCCCCAGCCGCCGCCCCCUCUACACGACUCCCCGGCCAAGAAAUGCCGCCUACGGAGGAAGAUGGACUCGGGGAAGAAGAACAGGCCGCCAUUCCCAUGGUUCGGCAUGGAUAUCGGUGGAACUCUGGUUAAACUGGUCUACUUUGAACCGAAGGAUAUUACAGCUGAAGAGGAACAAGAGGAAGUGGAGAACCUGAAGAGCAUCAGAAAGUAUUUGACUUCUAACAUCGCUUAUGGGAAAACCGGGAUCCGAGAUGUCCACCUGGAACUGAAAAACUUGACCAUGUGUGGGCGCAAAGGCAACCUGCACUUCAUCCGCUUCCCCACCUGUGCUAUGCACCUGUUCAUCCAGAUGGGCAGUGAAAAGAACUUCUCCAGCCUUCACACCACGCUCUGUGCCACGGGAGGCGGGGCUUUCAAGUUUGAGGAGGACUUCAGAAUGAUCGCGAACCUGCAGCUCCAUAAACUGGACGAACUGGAUUGUCUGAUUCAGGGCCUGCUCUACGUCGACUCCGUGGGCUUCAAUGGCAAGCCGGAAUGUUACUAUUUUGAAAAUCCCACCAAUCCUGAAUUGUGUCAAAAGAAGCCGUACUGCCUUGAUAACCCAUACCCCAUGCUGCUGGUGAACAUGGGCUCAGGUGUCAGCAUCCUAGCUGUGUACUCCAAGGACAACUAUAAGAGAGUUACAGGGACCAGUCUUGGAGGUGGAACAUUCCUAGGCCUAUGUUGCUUGCUGACUGGUUGUGAGACCUUUGAAGAAGCUCUGGAAAUGGCAGCUAAAGGCGACAGCACCAAUGUUGAUAAGCUGGUGAAGGACAUUUACGGAGGAGACUAUGAACGAUUUGGCCUUCAAGGAUCUGCUGUAGCAUCAAGCUUUGGCAACAUGAUGAGUAAGGAAAAGCGAGAGUCCAUCAGCAAGGAAGACCUUGCCCGAGCCACACUGGUCACCAUCACCAACAACAUUGGUUCCAUUGCUCGGAUGUGCGCGUUGAAUGAGAAUAUUGACAGAGUUGUGUUUGUUGGGAACUUUCUCAGAAUCAAUAUGGUCUCCAUGAAGCUGCUAGCAUAUGCCAUGGAUUUUUGGUCCAAAGGACAGCUAAAAGCUCUGUUUUUGGAACAUGAGGGUUACUUUGGAGCUGUCGGGGCACUGUUGGAACUGUUCAAAAUGACCGACGACCAGUAGAGAUGAGCCAUGGACGGAACAGUCCUCUGUGAGAACAGAGACCCGGAAUCGCUGCUGGAGAAGGUGAAAGUCGCUACGGGACGGAAGCCAAGCCAUUCAUGCUGGAUUUUCUAAAUCAUUAAAAAGCUGAUCUUUUCCUCUUGGGUUUUGAGCUUAUGAUUCAAAAUGGGGAAUACAAGAGUUUUUUUUUCUGUACACUGUAUUUUUAAGAAAAACAAAACAACAAACAUUUUGUGCAGCGUGGCCAAACCUACCAAUUUUAUGCAUUAACUUCGAAGAGUUGUAUGAUGUUUAAGAAGGACCUGAAAUAUAAGUGCUGUUUAUACUUCUUCUGGGGUUUACUGAUCAGUGUGGUAAUUUUAAAUUCGUUUAGUAAUUACUCUAGGAGAUUUUACCUUUACUUAUAUUUUUUCAUGACGUUUCAUGAUUUGCUGUUGGUUUCAAAUGAAACUACAAAUCUGGCAUGUUUUACUGUGAACACUAUUUUGUUUGUUUGUUUACCUUUUAUUGUCUUGAUUUUUUUCUGUUUGAAUGUCUUAUGGAAAAAGAGUCUUUGCUCCUGUUUCUGUCCUCGGAUGACUCCUCCUCCCCACCUUACCUUCCUUCACUGUGUUUGUUCAGAUAACUCAAGGUGCUGUCCAAAUCAGUACGAAGUUAGGCAUGAGACCUGAACCUCUCAAAAGUGCCCUUGAAGGGGAAACUCUGAAAGUGUUCAUGAAUUCAAGGCGUCUGGUAAAAGUUGAAAAUCAUAUGCAAUUUUAUCAUAUCCCUAUGAGUGUGGUGUCUUGUUGGAUUUAUUUUCUAUUAGGUUAUAUUAAGUUGAAAUGUUCUAUAAUGAAAUGUCUUCAACUGUGCACAAAGUAUAAAUGAAAUCCUUGUGCAGGACACUGAAAAGUAUAGGGCGAAUUCUCCCGGUAGAUUAACUGUUCACACUGGGAGGGUUAGGAGAAGUCGGGGAUUGAGGUGUCAGAUAGUAAUAACUUUUUGUUUUAUACAUGUAUGUAUACUUAGGAGCUUUGUAA
Molossus molossus (Pallas's mastiff bat) is the source of this 3040-nucleotide messenger RNA. RefSeq names its product pantothenate kinase 1 (gene PANK1). Lineage: Eukaryota; Metazoa; Chordata; Mammalia; Chiroptera; Molossidae. Bases 219 to 2018 code for a protein of 599 amino acids. Gene Ontology annotation, cellular component: cytosol; nucleus. The record is from RefSeq and is a predicted model, not a curated record. The transcript has 7 exons. Gene Ontology annotation, biological process: coenzyme A biosynthetic process. Gene Ontology annotation, molecular function: pantothenate kinase activity; ATP binding.